UACACUAGUUUGAUCUAAUAAACCAAAAAGUGUAACCAUUUCGAAAAUUUAGCAAUUUCAAAUAGAGUUAUAUGAAACAAAUUUGAAGCUUUUCUGUUCCCAGUUUUCAUAAGAGGGAUUUAGAGGUCUGUCGUUCUCAGAGGGUUUAGAGUUAAUGGGCAAAAGCCAGCAAAUGGGGACUGUUAAAGGAGAAGAGGAGUCGAGCCUGAUUGAAUAUUUGAGGAAAGAAGUUCUUGAUUGGGACGAUGAAGUGAAGUUGAUUGCGAGGUACAAAGCAUUCAGCGGUCAGAGGAGUGAUUGGGAGCCCCUUUAUCUUUUCUGGAGGGAUUUGAUUCUCAAAGUUGCUCGACAUCUUCACAUCUUCAUUAUUCGCCCUUCUCAGGUGAAGAUUUGGUUCGACCGAGGAGGCCUCGUCCCUUUGUGCCUCGAACAAGUAUUGCUUGAAAUGUAUACCGCUGGUGAGCUAUUGCAGAAUGUGGGAGUCACUGAUCCAGCUAGUGGCUGGGUUUCCCAAAUUUUGCAGAAAGUAGUAAAUUUGGGAGGUCUGUUGAGACCACCUACUCAAGAAAAGCUUGCCGAAGACUAUUACAUCAUUCCUGUAUUACUGAAGGAAAAGGCUCUUCAAGUGGUCCAAGCAUUAUCCGAAAGCCACUGGACAGCUUCAUGUGUAAUUACAUGGAGAAUGUUCGAGGAACUUUCUGGCGGAUUCAAGGAAGCUCAUGCAGUCUUGAAUCACUUGUCUGAAUGCGGAAAAGCGAAGUACCUUGUAACAAACAAGAAGGAUUUAAUGGAGGUAAUGUUAGUAGGAAUGCUGUUCUCCAUUUGCAUUUCAUUUAUCAAUACUAUGUUUGGUUCCACAGAUAAAGAGGAAAGGGUGGAUGAAAGAGAAAUUCAUCGCUUUCUUUUCAACCAGCAGCAUGACAAUCCUGUUCAUUACAUGCAGCUUGAAAUGUAUACCGCUGGUGAACUAUUGCAGAAUGUGGGAGUCACUGAUCCAGCUAGUGGCUGGGUUUCCCAAAUUUUGCAGAAAGUAGUAAAUUUGGGAGGUCUGUUGAGACCACCUACUCAAGAAAAGCUUGCCGAAGACUAUUACAUCAUUCCUGUAUUACUGAAGUAUGAUGCUUGUUCUAUGUGCAGGUCUAGAGAAUCUGCUUUAGCUUCUCUAAAACUUGGGAACAAACAGGUGGCUCUAAGGUGUUCAAGGGAAAUGAAGCUGGCUUCUCUGAGUAGAGAAAAAUGUACAGCACUUUUAAACCGAGUGGAGGAAGUCCUUGCAAUUAUUUCUGAUGCAGAAGCCUCAAAGGAGGUUUCUGAAGCCAUUCGAAUUGGCACACAGGCUAUUAAGGAAAAUGGGAUCGAUUAUGAUGAAGUUGAGCUGUGUCUACAGGAGCUGAACGAGUGUGUUGAAUCGCAGAAGCAGAUUGAUGAAAUUCUAGGAUCAAAUGCAGCAGAUGCAGAAAUUGAUGAUGAAGGUAUUGAAGAUGAGCUGAAGAAGCUGGAGCUGAAUUUUGCCGAGGUACCGACUCAAACAUCCACCAGUCACAGUGCGGUGGACGCUCUAGUAGCAGGAGCCCAGGAAACCACCAAUGCGCUAAGUGACUCCCUUGCGAACCUUCAUAUCUCACACCAUGCAAGGAAGGACCUGGAGGCAGAACAUGCUGCGGAGCCCAUGGGUGUUGUGUCAAAUGAUGUCAAUCGGGAAGCUGCUCUGGCAUAGCCAAUGUUAGGAUCUUGUUUUCUCCAUGUUUUUGUACUGUGAUGCCUGGUAGUCCACGCCAUAAUUGAUAGAGUGUGCACCUUUCGUCUACAGGGCUCAGGGCACAAUUGUUAUGUGAAACACUGUCGAUAUGAGAUUAUGAAUUGUCAUGUCAGUGAUGUUCUUGUAUAUUAUCAAAAAGUAGUACCCCAUCUGUUCCAGUUUUUGUCCCCUUUUUUUCCUUUUAAAUAUGUAUCCGAAAGAAUGUUAUCUUUCUUUAUUAAGUAAAUUUUUAACUCCAA
Nicotiana tabacum (common tobacco) is the source of this 1998-nucleotide messenger RNA. The record is from RefSeq and is a predicted model, not a curated record. Lineage: Eukaryota; Viridiplantae; Streptophyta; Magnoliopsida; Solanales; Solanaceae.